UCGCUGAGCUGGUGCAGUGCAAGACACUCGCUCAUCCUCACCGAUGGUCUGCAGAACGAGGGGGACUUUAAAAAAAAAUAACAUCUGAAACAAAAAAAAACAUCCUACAUUAACAAAAAAAAAUCUUGAAAAAAACAACAAAACAACAAAAAAUCCAUCAUGAGCUACGAUCCUUAUAUCUCCUACCGCCGCACUUGGGACAGCUACCGAGGCUCUUCUCGACCUUCCACCACCAAAUCCUUCAUGUACUCCCCUCUCUACUCCUCCUCUUCCUCCCGAGCCCUGGGCCUGGCGGCUGGGAAGCAGCGUCCACCCGCCUCUUCCUCACUGCCGGAUGCGUCUGCACGGAUGGACCUGGCCGAGGCCUCCAGCCUCAACACAGAGCUGCUGGGGCUCCGCAGUCAGGAGAAGGAGCAGCUGGUGGGCCUCAACGACCGCUUCGCCACCUACAUCGACAAGGUGAGGCGCCUGGAGCAGCAGAACCGGGCCCUUCUGGCAGAGCUGGAGGCUCUCAGGCGGAGACAGAGGGACCCGUCUCGUCUUCAGGGGCUCUACGAGGGUGAAGCCCGGAGCCUCAGGGCUGCAAUCGACCAGAAGACAGGAGAUAAGAUGCGCAUGGAGGCAGAGAGGGACUACCUGAGGGACGUGUACGGGCAGCUGAAGGAGCGCUAUGAGGAGGAGGCGCAGUGCCGUGUGGAUGCGGAGGAGGCCCUGCAGAGGGCCCGGGAAGAAGUGGGGCGGGCCAUGCUGUCUAACUGCGAUGCAGAGGCCAGCGUUGUCUCCCUGGCCGAGGAGAUGGGCUUCCUGAAGAAGGUGUUUGUGGAGGAGCAGGCGGAGCUGCAGGCCCAGGUUGUGGCGGCUAACGUGUGUGUUGACAUGGAGGUGAGCAGGCCAGACCUGUCUGCGGCACUCAAGGAGAUCCGGGCGCAGUACGAGCGGCUGGCCAAUAAGAACAUGCAGGCGGCCGAGGACUGGUACCGGGGGAAGUUUGAGUCCGUGGCGGAGAUGGCAUCGAAGAACAACGAGGCGGUGCGCUCCAUCCGGGAGGAGACCAUGGAAUACCGCCGGCUGCUCCAAUCACGCUCCUCUGAGAUCGAGGCCCUGCGGAACGUCAUCGAGUCGCUGAACAAACAGCUGGAGGAGCUGGAAGAGCACCAGGGGGGAGAGGUCACGAAGUACCAGGUGAGGAUAAACGUUCUGGAGUGCGACAUCAACGAGGCAAAGCAGGAGAUGUCUCGGUACCUCAGAGAGUACCAGGACCUUCUCAAUGUUAAAAUGGCUCUGGACAUUGAGAUCGCGGCAUACAGGAAACUGCUGGAGGGAGAAGAAUUCAGGCUGACCUUCUCUGCCCUGAACUAAAUCCUCUUCACACUGAACCCCAAUAACCCCGAACCCCAAUAUCUCAAUAGCCUAUACCCUAACCUAAACCAUACUCUUUAGUCUUAUAGCCCUACCAUUGGUCCUCCUUCCACCCUUACCUAUACCCCAUACUACCCCACCCUUACCUAAACCCCAUUCUACCCCACCCUUACCUAAACCCCAUACUACCCCACCCUUACCUAAACCCCAUACUACCCCACCCUUACCUAAACCCCAUACUACCCCACCCUUACCUAAACCCCUUACUAUCCCACCCUUACCUAAACCCCAUACUACCCCACCCUUACCUAAACCCCAUACUACCCCACCCUUACCUAAACCCCAUACUACCCCACCCUUACCUAAACCCCAUACUACCCCACCCUUAACUAAACCCCAUACUACCCCACCCUUACCUAAACCCCAUAGUACCCCACCCUUACCUGAACCCCAUACUACCCCACCCUUACUACUCCAACCUUACCUAAACCCCAUACUACCCCACCCUUACCUAAACCCCUUACUACCCCACCCUUACCUAAACCCCAUACUACCCCACCCUUACCUAAACCCCAUACUACCCCACCCUUACCUAAACCCCAUAGUACCCCACCCUUACCUAAACCCCAUACUACCCCACCCUUACCUAAACCCCAUAGUACCCCACCCUUACCUAAACCCCAUACUACCCCACCCCACCCUUACCUAAACCCCAUACUACCCCACCCCACCCUUACCUUCCUCCCCAUAACUCAUCCCCACUGUACCACCCUAAUCUAGUACCACCCUAAUCUAGCACCACCCUAAUCUAGUACCACCCUAAUCUUGAACAAACCCCCCUAAGCGUCCUGAACGUCACCCUUCCGAAGACAGAUGUGCCCUUGUUCUACACAAGAGGUCCACGAUGAAGAGGUCCCCCUUCUUCUCCACACUGAUGUUGUGACAUCAUACAUCAACAAAAUGGCCGCCAGGCAGAAGACUGCUGAGAUACGCUGCACUGCAUUAGCUCAUACAGCUCAGCCUGUGAGCAAUAUCCUCCUGCUAGAGUUCCCCAUCUCUGUUAGCCUGGUCCCAGAUCAGUUUGUGCUGCCAUGUCAUCGGCUUAUGGUCUCUGUCACACCAGCAGAAACAGAUCUGGGCUACAUCGCCAUGAUAUCCAAGCAUCAGGCUCAGUAUUUCAUUUGACUAUCCCCUCCCCCAUUGUGCAAACAUUUGACCAAUUGUUUGUAAAGGAGGACUUUAUUAAAAUGUAAUUUAGCUUUGGAUGCUUGGAUUGUAUCUGUGUGUUGUUCUCAUGCUGAUAGAAAGCUGUUGUGGGCGUAUUGAUUAGGAAUAUAUUGAUGUGGAGCUCUGUCAACAGGAUAUUGAUCCUGAACUGAUCAGCACCCCAGGUUCUGUAACCGGUGGAACAGUAACCUUUAAAGUUUAUUGACCUUACCUUCUCUGUUACUCUUUCAUGAUAUUUCCAUCCUCUUAUCAAAUUUCCACAAGCUUCAGUCAGGCGAAGAUAAGACAUGUUGUUUAUGAAACAAAUACUAAGCCAAGCGGUCUCUUGCCGUAGGAAUGACAAGCUGUGUGUCAGGAAAUGUCAUGUAAGACUGCAUUAUUAAGAGCUUAGUUUCACAGGUUUCUCCCUGUGAUCUUAGAGAAAUAACUCUGUUAUCUUCUGUUAGCCCUUUUCUGUUCUGUAAGACCUUCCGAACCUAGCCUGGGUACCAGUCUGUUUGUGCUAACAUUCCGCCCCUUGUCAUACCAAACAUGUUUGUCAUAUGACACGGAGUACAAGGGGUGGAAUGGUAGCACAAAACACGUCUGGAUUUCAGACUGGUCUGAACCUACAAGCUACAAGUAAAUAGUUAAACAACUGAAGAACAACUUAGCCUGGUAACAGAAGUUUCCAGCCUGGUAUCUCAAGCUCUUUGCUGUGCAUAUGUACGCCGACUGAUCCUAGAUCUGAAACUAUCCCAAGUCUGCACCUUAUACUGUAUGCGUGGUAUACCUGUAAGGGCCAGCAACUUGCUGAAUAAAAUUACAUAACUGAACUGCAAA
This is a messenger RNA of Oncorhynchus mykiss (rainbow trout), 3408 nucleotides long. It is a transcript of the gene neff2, whose product is annotated as neuronal intermediate filament family member 2. Gene Ontology annotation, molecular function: structural constituent of postsynaptic intermediate filament cytoskeleton. Lineage: Eukaryota; Metazoa; Chordata; Actinopteri; Salmoniformes; Salmonidae. Gene Ontology annotation, biological process: neurofilament bundle assembly. The record is from RefSeq and is a predicted model, not a curated record. Gene Ontology annotation, cellular component: intermediate filament; axon; postsynaptic intermediate filament cytoskeleton.